AUGGAUGGUCUUUGUAGGACUCUUGCCGACCUUGAGAGCCCCAACAGCACAACUGCGGAGUGGAUGUUUAAUCAGACCAUCAGUCAAGUGAACACAUGGACGGAUUUUCUCCCCAACCCUACGCGCACAGAUGCGUUUGUGUGUUCAGUCCUUUUUGGGCACACCGGGCCUAAUAUCCUUUAAAGGGACGUCCCCCGGCCCUGGCGACGCCGUGGGCCAGCUAGACAUCAAACAAACAAGGGUACCGUAUCCCUUGUAUAGCCGAGACGUGUUUCCUCUUGUUGUCAUGUUCUAUUUGUACCGUGUCGCUGCCUCUGUGCCUGCAGAAUUCCAACGACUAUAGUCUAAUUAGCAACUGGCUGCCUUCGACGGCAAGCUACAGGCAAGGUCGCUAUGCACGAAAAAGCCCACUGGAAGAAGUUUCUUCCGGGCAGCUUUCGAAGCUACUUUGAGUGGAACGACGGCAGCACUUUCAAUCCUUUGGCUAGCCCGCCAGGCACUGUGCCUGGAGACACGCCGCCAGAGUGCCCAGCUGGCAAUUACGUCAACGAAACGGUUCGGUUCGGUCGUCAGCGGAGGGACACUGCUGUCAAAUUCACAAGCAUUGGAAGCGUUGUCCCUGUGUGUCUGUGUGUCUCCGGCAGGGUGACUGCGUCGCUUGUCCGACUGGCUCGGCCAACAGCCAGCCUAACGUACGCUUGGAGUGUGUGACGUGUCGUCCUGGAUUCUAUCAGAAUGAGACGGGCCAGGUGGAAUGCGAAACCUGUCCGGUAAGCGCCCAUUCAUCCACUGGCGUCUCGGCAUCCUGAACUGAGUGUCAUGGUACGUGUGGCUCGACUGACCUAUUCAGCUGGGGACAUACUCUGGGGCUGCGGCCGAGACUUGUAUUCCCUGUUCGCCAGGCUUCCACCAGGACUUGGCUGGUCAGAGCGAGUGCAAGGUCCGACAUACCAACACGCACACGUGGCCGGCACGGGCCGUAAGUGCGACCCGUCUUGAACAUUAGGCCUGCUCACCCGGCUCAUUCACUGACACUCAAGGGAAGGUGCUUUGCGACCUGUGUCCGAAGGGCACCUUCACAGCUGAGCGGAACAGCAGUGUGUGCGAGGCAUGCCCGCCGUACAAGGUAUACACAUUUCUCUCUUCAUUCAUCGAGACACAAUGUGAUGUGACGGCACUCUCACAUUGUAUUUGCAAAGACCACACUUGUGAGAGGCGAGAUAUCGGUGGACAAAUGCACGUGUGACGAGGGUUCCUAUCUUGACGUCAAGAACGACCGAUGCAAAGGCAAGCAGACGGCAAUGUUGUCGUGCAAUCUAUGUAUGUAUGUGCCGGGUUGGUUGGUUGCUGGCUGCAGACUGCGACGAGUACCUUGAAUGUCCCGGCUCGUCUGCAUUGCCGAGAGUGAAGGAGAAUUACUGGGCGGCCCUGGAGGAUGACGUUAGCGCCUUUUCAGCGUUGGAUGUCUACGAAUGCAGAGAGGCGGGAGCGUGCCUCGGUAAAAAUCGCUGCAAAAGGAUCGUUCGAGGCCGCCCUGCUUCCUUAUUGAUACGGCACGAUGUGUGUAUGCAGGUGGGUCACCCGACCCCUCCCUCGCCGACCAAUUCCCCAUGUGUGCUCCGGGCCGGGAGGGGAUUGCAUGCAGCCUGUGCAGCGACGGGUACUACAAAGCCGGCAAAGACUGUGAUCCGUGCGGCAGUGGUAAUGCGGGCACUGCGCCGCUGAUAGCGGCAGUCUUCCUUGUGUUCUUUGGGGCCCUCGUCUUCCACUUAUUCGUAGACACAAUUGCCCUCGCGAUGUCUCCCUGAUUGCUUUGUGGCUUAUGAGUGCUGCCUUCUGGAUGUUUGCAGGUCAAUUCCCCUCUCACGCGGAAGCUUGCCGUCACUGUCAACAUUUCGCUUACAGUGGGGAUGAUGAUCAGCUGUAAGCUCCUCUAGACACUGAAGCAAGAAGCGCGGCUGCAUUGGAAGUGUGGAUUGCUGUCAGUCUUCCAGUCGCUGUCGAUUGUCGGCACAUACAAGAUCGGCUUUCCCGACGAGAUUUCAGCAAUUCGUAAGUCAGUCAUGGGCACAGCCACCUGCAGCACGAAAAAUACCCAUCGCUCCUGUCUCACUUAUGUGUAUGCAGUAAAGUUUUCUCGCAUCUUCUGUGAGCACCGCGCACUGCCGACAGCAGCGCCGAGAGGAUGACAUUGUGUCCACGCCAUGAGUACGUGUUUGUGUGUCAGUGUUCGACGUCAAGUUCCUUCGCAUUGGCUGCGUCCUCGGCAGCGACCCGUUGUCAGACUACGCAAUCCGCCUGGCCAUGGCACCCAUGCUCGCAGCGGUGUUCCUGAUCAACUGUGGCAUCGCCAAGCUUACAUAUCGAUACCUCGUCGGUAGGGAGACAUGAAAUGCAUCAUGUUCAUCUCUGAGAGGAUGCAUCGCUGCAGGUCCGAUGAUCCUGAAAGACGCCGAAGGAGGGGGUGGCGAAGCCAAGCCCUGGCUAAUUGAUCGCUUCACCGGCCAUCGUCAGGACAGCGACUCACCCGUGCCCAAAUCGCUGAAGAAAUACUCCUUCAUGACAGGUGCGCCAAAGGUAGCAUCAUGUGGUGUGAACCAGACACACUCACCAUCGCCCUCGGCUGCAGGUGGAACCCUGGUUGAGGGCGUCGCAACUAAGGACGGUUCUUGUGAGAUGGUGGCGGUGCAAGAUAUCAACGAUGAAGACCAGCAAAACCACAACGUCGACAACGAUGUUAAGAAGAGCGACGACACGGUGCCACAAGACGCGAACGAAGCCGAUGAUGCAAGACCCAGAAGAAAGAGCGUUGUAUUCGGCCAGGCGAAAGGAGACAACGCAGGCAAUCCAAAGGAAAGCCAACGCUCAGGAACAGACACAAAAAGCAGCCAGAAAAGCAGUCAGAAAAGCAGCCAGCAGCCGGGGUCAGACGGCGAUGACUUAAAGAAGAAGGACAAGCCGUGCAAAGACCAGCUCGGACGCGCGUCGAUCGCGUCGAUUCCGUGGCAGCAGUCGAAGGUAAGCGGCGUCAUUCGUUGGGUGCGUGUGUCAUCCGCUUACGUAUUUCUUUCGACAUGCAGUACGUGUUGGAUCGGAAGAGGUACAUGAGGUCGAUCCUCGACUGGCGUACGUGGGCCAAGAGCGACGCCAUGUCGCUCGACAAGACGCUCAACUCCAUCGGCAUGCUGACUGUGAGCACGCAGGAUGAGUGGAAAUACGAAGGCAUUCGCAUGCUGAUUGCGUCCGUGUGCGUGUCUUCUGCUUGCCAGAUGAUUCUGUACAUUUCCUUUGUGGCCAACGCCUGCCUGCCAUUUCAAUGUGUGUCGAACUCCAGCGGGCGCUCAACGAUCCGAGAGUGAGCUAACCGGUGUGCGCAUGACUGGUGAUUGAACAAGUCAUGGAUCUCUGUGCAGGUACCCCUCCAUAACUUGCGACUCUGACGAAUAA
Messenger RNA from Vitrella brassicaformis, 3447 nucleotides. NCBI's taxonomy places the organism in Eukaryota, Vitrellaceae. The record is from the annotation of a GenBank genome assembly.